Equus quagga is the source of this 2161-nucleotide messenger RNA. RefSeq names its product ring finger protein, transmembrane 1 (gene RNFT1). The transcript is spliced from 9 exons. Gene Ontology annotation, molecular function: ubiquitin protein ligase activity. The record is from RefSeq and is a predicted model, not a curated record. Gene Ontology annotation, biological process: positive regulation of ERAD pathway. Lineage: Eukaryota; Metazoa; Chordata; Mammalia; Perissodactyla; Equidae. Gene Ontology annotation, cellular component: endoplasmic reticulum. Bases 209 to 1402 code for a protein of 397 amino acids.
ACCACUGCCACCGCCACCACCACCACCACCAAGCUGGGCCGGAGUUGCCGGUACUGGCAUUUGAAGGUGAUGGCCCUGACUGAAGGCCUUGUGCUGGCGUCUCUCGCUGUUCCUGCAGCCGCUGCCGAGGUGUCGGUCCGCUCAUCAUGAGAGGAGACAGAACCCUAAAGCAAAGAAAUCUGGAUCACAGAAAAAGUAUUCAAAGGUCAUGCAAGCCAACUGUAGCCAACUGCACAGUCCUCCAGGAGCUGCAGGCAGUGAGGAUGCCUCAGCCUCCCAGUGUGCCCAUACAAGAUUGACAGAAGGUUCUUGUCUUCAUUCUGGAGAUGUUCAUCUCCAGAUAAACUCCAUCCCUAAAGAAUGUGCUGAAAAUCCAGGCUCCAGAAAUAUAAGGUCAGGUGUCCAUAGCCGUACCCAUGGAUGUGUACAUAGUCGCUUACGGAGUCACUCCCACAAUGAAGCCAGGCAGCCUGAUGAGACUGCCACGGAGUCUGGAGAUCAUGGUAGUAGCUCCGUCUCAGAAUUCCGGUAUCUCUUCAAGUGGUUGCAAAAAAGUCUUCCAUAUAUUUUGAUUCUGAGUGUCAAACUUGUUAUGCAGCAUAUAACAGGAAUUUCUCUUGGAAUUGGGCUGCUUACAACUUUUAUGUAUGCAAACAAAAGCAUUGUAAAUCAGGUUUUUCUAAGAGAAAGGUGCUCAAAGAUUCAGUGUGCUUGGUUACUGGUAUUCUUAGCAGGAUCUUCUGUUCUUUUAUAUUACACCUUUCAUUCUCAGUCACUUUAUCACAGCUUAAUUUUUUUGAAUCCUACUUUGGACCAUUCGAACUUCUGGGAAGUACUCUGGAUUGUUGGAAUUACAGACUUCAUUCUCAAAUUCCUCUUCAUGGGCUUAAAAUGCCUUAUUUUAUUGGUGCCUUCUUUCAUCAUGCCUUUUAAAUCCAAGGGUUACUGGUAUAUGCUUUUAGAAGAAUUAUGUCAGUAUUACCGAACUUUUGUUCCCAUACCAGUUUGGUUUCGUUACCUUAUAAGCUAUGGGGAGUUUGGUAAUGUAACUAGAUGGAGUCUUGGGAUAUUGCUGGCUUUACUCUACCUCAUACUAAAACUUUUGGACUUUUUUGGACAUCUAAGAACUUUCAGACGGGUUUUGAGAAUAUUUUUUACACGACCAACUUAUGGAGUGGCUGCCAGCAAGAGACAGUGUUCAGAUGUGGAUGAUAUUUGUUCAAUAUGUCAAGCUGAAUUUCAAAAGCCAAUUCUUCUCAUCUGUCAGCAUAUAUUUUGUGAAGAAUGCAUUACGUUAUGGUUUAACAGAGAGAAAACAUGUCCGCUGUGCAGAACUGUGAUUUCAGACCAUAUAAACAAAUGGAAAGAUGGAGCCACUUCAUCACACCUUCAAAUAUAUUAAGUUGUACAAACUAUUAAGACCACAAAACACUAAUUUCUUUUGGUUAAAGUAACUAUUGUUAAAGACAUUACAAUGGAUUUUCAGUGCUAGAAAUUAAGGAAAAUGUUUCAAAAUGGUUUUAGAAUAUUAUAAUAAGACAUAAAUGUAUAGUCCAAUUUAUCAAAAGAUUAAAUGAAAGAAUCCUAUGUUUAAAAAAAUAUAUAAGUAAUCUUCAACCUAAUGCAUAUGCAACAUUUAUUCUAUCCUGUUUAACAGGUCAUUGCAGUGUUAAAUUGUAAAUGUGUUUUCUUGUUAAUCUUACCAAAACAGCAAUUGGAUAACUAGAACUAGUGGUUUUAGAGGAACUCAGGUAUUCCUUCCUGACAUUGUUUUCAGAAUAAAGAAUAUUUUUCAUAGUAUUUUAAGAUACACAUAAUCUGAAAGUAGAAUUUUCUUUAGCAUUGACUUUUAUAAUUCCCAUUCUUAAAAUUUUCAUAAAAUUUGUAUUUUUAAAUGAAAGUUCUAAAUGCUAUAUUUUACCUGUAACAAUCAGAUUUCUAAGUGAAGAUUAAUUUACUGAGGAUGAUAUAUUUUAAUAUUGUAUUAUUCUCUGUAGUGUGAUUAGCAAUCAAUGAGAAUAGAUGAUUUAAAUUCAUUGUGUUUGUGGACCUCAUACGCACAAUCCUGCUGUCAGCUUUAAUGUUCAUGAUCUUGCUUUUUGUUUAGUGCCAUGGACUAUCUUGACGUAACUAUUAAAAUAAUUCACAUGGAUUACAAACA